GUACUCUGUCUAACAGAGAUUUCAUAUCCCAAUUUUCUUUUUGUAGAAUUAACAAAAAGGUUUUGUGAUCUGGGUGCAAUUUUCACAGUAAUAUUUGUUAGUUCUAUAAUAUUAACUCUAUUUUUGGUGCGUAACACGAGUAUGUCAGUGAUGCCAUGUAUUUUUUUAAUAACCUUUAGUUUGGCCAUGGUGUUGAAAGAGUACAAAUUUUUUCAUUUGAUACAGAAAAGGCUUAUAUCUAACAACCCCAGUUUUUUAUUGUAUAUUUAUCUUCCAACCAUUUAUUUUAAGAGGAUUUUGUAUAUGCCACUUCAAGGAGCGAAAUUAUGUUGUUUGCAUGCUUUCAUCCUCACAGCAUUUAAUAUUGUUUCUGAUGGAUUCGCAAUUUACAUUUGGUGGUGGUUAAUGGGAUUUCCUAAUCUUUCUCCGGAUAUGGCGGCUCUCUUAACAUUAAUUUUGGUGAAAGAUCCAGUGAAUAUUAUGCUUAGAGAAGGAAAUGAGAGGGCUUAUCAAGGAAUGUUCUCAAACACAUUAGAAUUCGAAGCACUCAUAAGUACUUUAAAAGGGAUUGCCACUCUACCUAUGAUGAGGCACAUGAUUCAGACAUGGCAAGAAUUCUUAUACGACAUUUUCAAGCACAUUACUUUUCCUCUUAUAGCCGGUUAUUUGUGGGCGAAAAUUAUAAUAUUUAUAUACUACAUUUCCAAUCGGGAUACGAUUAGUGUUAUGAUGACAAACGUCGCCAUGCCUAUGAUUAUACAAUAUAUUAACGAAAUAGCAUAUUUAAAUGGCACAGUUGUUUUUUUGGUGAUGGGAUUUUUACUAAGUAGUCAAAGAAGAACUUUCUCUAUGGAGUUGAACGAAGCAAACGAUUAUUUAUUUCGCAUGAUAGAUUUCACAUGUCGUAUAUUCUUAAUAAUGGUGUUGGGAAUGACAUUGCCAGUAUAUUAUAGAAUAACUCAUGAUUCACUGCACCCACUUAGUCUCAAGAUCAUUUUAUUUGCGUUCCUCCUCUAUCCGCUUUUGAGUAUCAGCCGAUAUGUUAGUGUAUUUUGUUGUUGGCCAUUUCUAUAUUUUUUAGGUUAUAAAUACACGUGGAGAGAUGUGAUAAUAGUUGGAUGGUCUAGCAUGUCUGAACUCCUUCAAAUGAUACUUUUGCUAAUUGUUUCUGAUGCACAAGUCGAAUAUUUUCGUAACUGCGAUAUUAUAUUUAUAGCAAUUUGUAUGCAUUACAUAUUUUCAAACAUUAUAAAUUCUUCGUUGGUCCCUUAUUUUGUCGUACUUCUGAAAGACAAGACAAUGGAUGGAAUAAGUGAAUUAAAUAUGAAUAACUGUGGAAAGCAUAUUAUGGAAAUAAACAAAUGCAAAAUUGAUAUUGCAAAAAGAAAACAGAAUCCUGGUCCUGUAAAUUGGGAAGUAGUAAGCAAAUGGAUAGAAUUUGAUAGCUCAUACGAAAAAAGAGAUAUUGUAAAUAAUGAGGAAGAUAACGUGGCAAAACCUAAGCCCACGUUCAAUUAUGAACUUCUACUGAGAUAUUCAAGAUUGAGAGUUUUAAAUGCUUUGGAGAUGUCAUACUAUCAACAAUACGAAAAAGGAUUGUGUACUUCGGCAGUUCUGAUUACACUUCAGAAUUUAGUUAGUCAUACAAGAAACAUGUCAAAAACUCAAACGAUAAAAGUGGAAAGUAUCCUUAAUCUUUUUGACAAAAAGCAAUUUAUCAGAAUAAUAUUAUUAUGUCUAUUCGAUUUACUUGAUAUGGAUAGAAAAUUACGUAAGCCAACAAAUUUUUGGGGGGCCUUUCUUUACACAGUCAAGAGAUCAUGUACAUUUAGAUUUAUUUGCAUGGUUGUGGACAUUUAUUUAUUCUUCCACCUUAUAUUUAUUAGCUCUCAACUUUAUGUGACUUUACUAACAUCAAUUUUUAUUGGAACGAUAGAUAUUUUCUUAAGUUUUACGGCUUCAAGUAGAUAUGGGUAUAUGGAUGCGAUAAAAAGAAACCUUAUGUCGUUUACACUUUUUAACAUUAUUGUUUGGAUGAUUUCAAUAUUAAAAGUAACAUUGGAUAUGUGUAACAUAUUAACUUUUCAUGGUUUUCUUCGAAUAUUGUUAAUAAUAAUGAUUGUUAUUAGAGUUAGUGGAAAUAUUUGUCGAAUUGUGUUUGGAAUUCUUCCUAAUUUUGAGGAAUUUGUGCGAUAUAAAAUACGUGACAACUUAAUAUACCUCUAUAUUCUGGGACAGACUUAUAAUAGGGGAAAUGAUGAUGCAAUACAUUCUGUUGAAAAUUUUCUUGUUAAAGAUCCUAGAAUCGAAAGAUCACUAAUUAAACAUUUAAAUAGACAUAAGCAAGAAGUUAUGGAAAAACUGGCCUUAUUAAUCAAACAACAUCCUUGGGUUUUAGUAACAGUGAGAACUAAAUAUGUUAUGUAUAAGACGUUGCUAAACACAAAGAAAAAUAUUGAAGAAAUGAAGGAUACUGGAAGAAUCGAUGAAUCGGAGUAUUAUAAAUUAAUGCACUCGUAUGAAGAUCGAUUGCUGUUCUUAAAUAAAUUUCAGAAAAAAGUUUCUCCACAAACGGCAGAAGAAGUAUUUAGUAAGGUGUCUUGGUUAAAAAUUUUGGAUUCUAAUACCAAAAAUUAUUUAUUGAAAAAUGUUGAAAUUCAAUUCUAUCUACCGCUGGAUGUUAUAUACUCUGAAGGAGAUAAGCCCAUUGGAGUUUACAUUAUUGCUUUAGGUAAUGUUCGAGUUAUAUAUACUCCAAACUCAGAAUUAUUAGAAGCAUUAAAUGUGCAUGGAGAGUUACCGAUUGUAGAAUUAAAACCAAAUAUGAGUUUUGCAACAAUUUCUGAACAUCUUUUAAUGAAAGAUUUUUCUUUUGGGGAGAUGGGUGUUUUAACUGGACGACAUUAUAACUCAAAAGUAAUGGUGGAAACUCCGUGUAUGUGCUAUUUUUUACCUCUAGAUUGUUUUCAUACAAUUUUUGAGAACAAUCCGAGCCCUUAUAAUAAUCUGGAAGCUGCUAUGUGGAAACAUGCGGCAACUAUGAUUGCUUAUCAAUUACUGAUGGAGAGUCGAGCAUUUAACUCAACUAAAGAAGAAAUAUUGGAACUGGUUGAUAGAGCUUUUAUUCCCAAUUUAAAGGACUACAAAAUUUUUGUAGUUCAUAGUGAUAUAGAAGAACUUUUAUUAAUUGAAGGUAUAAUAUUAGAUAUCCGAAGGAAUAAAAUGUAUGUCGCCCCUUGUUAUAUUCCUAGAAAUGUAGAAAAAAUUGCUUUAUCCAAAAGUCAUCUUUUGAGGCAUGUUUCUAAUAUUUUCACCAAAAUGAUGAUUAUACCUGCUAGAGAUAUAAAACAAGCAGAUCUUAUGAAAUCUGAAGAACGUAUUUCAGAAAUUUGGAGUAGAACUUCUGGAAGAUAUUUGUAUCAAAGUUUAACCAAUAUUAUUGAGUCGCCACAAGAAGAUAAAGACAUAAAUGAUUUAGAAGUACAAGUAAAAGAAGAUGUUGACGAAUACAAUUUGCCUGGUACCAAACGUACACCUUGGAAACUUAGAAAGAGUAAAUAUUAUAGAGAUAUGAGACUUUCCAAGAUUCAGGAAAAAUAUAAAUAUGAGGAAAAUUAGACAAACAUUCUUUUAUAAAGCUUGAAUAAAAGUGAAUAAAUUUUAAAUAAAUUA
This is a messenger RNA of Aethina tumida (small hive beetle), 3672 nucleotides long. RefSeq names its product sodium/hydrogen exchanger 10-like. Lineage: Eukaryota; Metazoa; Arthropoda; Insecta; Coleoptera; Nitidulidae. The record is from RefSeq and is a predicted model, not a curated record. The transcript is spliced from 16 exons. Bases 142 to 3618 code for a protein of 1158 amino acids.